Molecule: messenger RNA, 654 nt
Organism: Helobdella robusta
Lineage: Eukaryota; Metazoa; Annelida; Clitellata; Rhynchobdellida; Glossiphoniidae
Exons: 1
Coding region: 1-654 (217 amino acids)
Source: RefSeq, a predicted model, not a curated record
AUGGAAAUGCAAAGAAAAAUAACAUCAAUCGACAGCAAAAAAGUAAGACACGUAGAAGUAUCUGUCGAAACCAAUGAACAAUACAUAUUAAACGAACAAAUUUUGGAUGAAAUGAGAUUGAAAGAAGACAAAAAUGAAUUUCAAAAAAUUGUUUUCAACAUAAUGGAUAAAAUUGAGCAAGGUGAAAGAUUGCAGACAACGGACAACGGGAAAUAUGAAAAGAGUUUCUUCCUGACAAAAGCAGAAGAAAUAAUUGUGGCUAUGAAGAAAAUAACGGACAUUUUGGAGAAAAUGGGAUGUCCAUUUACGCCAUCUGUAAAUGAUAAUGCUCUUAUUUUGAAAAAUGAACAAGAGAAAAAUCAAACUGAAGUUACAAAAAACUUUAGUUGUAAGAAAUGCGUCACUGUUUCAUUUGUGAAAUUAGAAAAAGUUGUCCCUCUUUCCAAAAAUGAACAAGAAAGGAUGCAAUCUGCAGUUACUAAGAACAUCAGUUUUAAGAAAUACGUUUGUGUUUCAUUCGUGUAUGUAGAAAAAGUUGUUCCUCUGUCAAAAAGUCAAAGAAAACAAAUUGAAGUUGUUAAAAACAUCAGUUGUAAAAAACACAUCUGUGUUUCUUUUGUGGACAUCGAGAAAUUUGUCCGUCUUUCAAUGUAA